GGUCGGAGCAGCGGGGCGCCAGUCCCGGUCGCUGUCGCGGGCGGGCGCUGGAGACCGGGACGCCGGCGCUCGGACGGACUGACUUGCUGACCGCCCGCCGGAGGCACACCCCACUCCACCCCACCCCGCCUCGCCAGCAGCCCGGCGCCGGCGCCGCCUCCCGCACGCUACUCCCUCUGCCACCCCUUCCUUCUCCACUUCUUUUCCGCCUCCGCCUCUUCUUGUCUCCCGCGGCGCCAGCGCCUUCCCUUGGCCCGGGCGGGGGCCUCGGCUCCCUGCAGAGCUCUCCGUAGUCAGUGGGGGACAUUUCGUUCUAGCGGACAACCAGCCCCUGAGCUGGGCGAGAGGUGCCAAGGGAGCUUCUGUCCCGAGGACCAGGGGAUGCGAAGGGAUUGCCCCCCUGCGGGUCUCUUUCUCAGUCAUUUUGAGCUCAGCCUAAUCAAAGACUGAGGUUAUGAAGUCGAUCCUAGAUGGCCUUGCAGAUACCACCUUCCGCACCAUCACCACUGACCUCCUGUACGUGGGCUCAAAUGACAUUCAGUACGAAGACAUCAAAGGUGACAUGGCAUCCAAAUUAGGGUACUUCCCACAGAAAUUCCCUUUAACUUCCUUUAGGGGAAGUCCCUUCCAAGAGAAGAUGACUGCGGGAGACAACCCCCAGCUAGUCCCAGCAGACCAGGUGAACAUUACAGAAUUUUACAACAAGUCUCUCUCGUCCUUCAAGGAGAAUGAGGAGAACAUCCAGUGUGGGGAGAACUUCAUGGACAUAGAGUGUUUCAUGGUCCUGAACCCCAGCCAGCAGCUGGCCAUUGCAGUCCUGUCCCUCACGCUGGGCACCUUCACGGUCCUGGAGAACCUCCUGGUGCUGUGCGUCAUCCUCCACUCCCGCAGCCUCCGCUGCAGGCCUUCCUACCACUUCAUCGGCAGCCUGGCGGUGGCAGACCUCCUGGGGAGUGUCAUUUUUGUCUACAGCUUCAUUGACUUCCACGUGUUCCACCGCAAAGAUAGCCGCAACGUGUUUCUGUUCAAACUGGGUGGGGUCACGGCCUCCUUCACUGCCUCCGUGGGCAGCCUGUUCCUCACGGCCAUCGACAGGUACAUAUCCAUUCACAGGCCCCUGGCCUAUAAGAGGAUUGUCACCAGGCCCAAGGCCGUGGUGGCGUUUUGCCUGAUGUGGACCAUAGCCAUUGUGAUCGCCGUGCUGCCUCUCCUGGGCUGGAACUGCGAGAAACUGCAAUCCGUUUGCUCAGACAUUUUCCCACACAUUGAUGAAACCUACCUGAUGUUCUGGAUCGGGGUCACCAGCGUACUGCUUCUGUUCAUCGUGUAUGCGUACAUGUACAUUCUCUGGAAGGCUCACAGCCACGCCGUCCGCAUGAUUCAGCGUGGCACCCAGAAGAGCAUCAUCAUCCACACGUCUGAGGAUGGGAAGGUACAGGUGACCCGGCCAGACCAAGCCCGCAUGGACAUUAGGUUAGCCAAGACCCUGGUCCUGAUCCUGGUGGUGUUGAUCAUCUGCUGGGGCCCUCUGCUUGCAAUCAUGGUGUAUGAUGUCUUUGGGAAGAUGAACAAGCUCAUUAAGACGGUGUUUGCAUUCUGCAGUAUGCUCUGCCUGCUGAACUCCACCGUGAACCCCAUCAUCUAUGCUCUGAGGAGUAAGGACCUGCGACACGCUUUCCGGAGCAUGUUUCCCUCUUGUGAAGGCACCGCGCAGCCUCUGGAUAACAGCAUGGGGGACUCGGACUGCCUGCACAAACACGCAAACAACGCAGCCAGUGUUCACAGGGCCGCAGAAAGCUGCAUCAAGAGCACGGUCAAGAUUGCCAAGGUAACCAUGUCUGUGUCCACAGACACGUCUGCCGAGGCUCUGUGAGCCUCAUGCCUCCCUGGCAGCACAGGAAAAGAAUUUUUUUUUUUUUUUAAGCUCAAAAUCUAGAAGAGUCUGUUGUCUCCUCGGUUAUAUUUUUUUAAGUUUACCAUGCUCAAUGAAAAGGUGAUUGUCACCAUGAUCACUUAUCAGUUUGCUAAUGUUUCCAUAGUUUAGGUACUCAAACUCCAUUCUCCAGGGGUUUACAGUGAAGAAAGCCUGUUGCUUAAGUGACUGAACGAUCCUUCAAGUCUCAAUGAAAUAGGAGGGAAACCUUUGGCUACACAAUUGGAAGUCUAAGAACCCAUGGAAAAAUGCCAUCAAAUGAAUAAUGCCUUUGUAACCACAACUUUCACUAUAAUGUGAAAUGUAACUGUCCGUAGUAUCAGAGAUGUCCAUUUUUACAAGUUAUAGUACUAGAGUUAUUUUGUAAAAUGUAUUAUGUCCUGUGAGAUGUGUAUCAGUGUUUAUGUGCUAUUAAUAUUUGUUUAGUUCAGCAAAACUGAAAGGUAGACUUUUAUGAGAACAAUGGACAAGCAGUGGAUACGUGUCAAUGAGUGCACUUUUUUUCUAUAUUAUUGCCCAUGGUAUAACUUUAGAAAUAAACCUUAAUAUUUCUUCAAAUAUCUCUAUUUAAUUUUGACACUGAAAUAACCGUAAAGGUUUAUUUUUCUGUUACCUCAACAAGAAGAAUUUGAAGACUUCAAAAUAUUGAGCAGAAUUCAUUCAUACUUAAAAAUUUAUUAGCCCUGCAUUUUCAUAGGAAGACACAUUAUCUUCUGGACUAUAGCUGUUCUAAUGGAUUAUAAUCAGAAUGGAAGAGAGAAAGCAUAUUGACUUUUUUUGAGCGACAUCUCUGACUUUCUUUAGUCUUUAGCUAUUACUGGAUCUCUUAAGACAGCAUGUGUUAAUCUUAAUGUAUAUCGUUAUCACUGUGCAGUUGCUGUUUACUUGAAUAGUAUUGUGUUCCUAUAUUCCAGGUUUAAGUAGAUUUCAUGCCUGGGUGGCCAAACAACAGUCUUCAUUUUUUUUAAUUGAAAAGAAGUAGUGUCUGGAUCAGUAAAAUUAUACUGUGUGUGAGUGUGAAUAUAAAUGUGUGUAUGUGUGUUUCUGUCCUGUAACUGUUACAGUAAUGUCAUAAAGUGAGAAAACUGUGACCAAGUAUAAACUUUUACCACUUGCUGCACUCUUGCACAUGGAUUCAGUUUCUAAAAUUGAGUUCUUCCUGUAAUCUUGUUGAUAAAAAUACUGACUCCAACCAUUCAAAAAUUUCACCCCAUCCCUCCUUAAGAGAUUGGAUCAAGUAUUACUAAAUUGACCUUUAGGUAUUACACAAGACCAGUGUUUAGCAAAAAAUAAUGACAGACAUCCAAGUAAGGGAUGUAUUUGUAGUGUUAUUGCCAGGAAAGGAGAGUACUUUGGUUUCUGAGCACCGAAUAUUGAGCAAGAUGUCAGUCACUAAAAGGAAGACAGUUCUACAGAAAAACAAAUGGUAACAUUUUUCAAUAGCGUGUGUAGGUAGUAUGCACUAUAUACAUCACGUUAAAGUAGGACUAUCACACCCAGCCCAUGUGGCUAAAAAAGCUGAAUCAGACAGUGGAUGAGACACAAAACGGCAGUGAAGAACCGACACACUUGGCAUUGAGGUCUAGCUAUGCUGUAUCUGUGCUUUGCCCACAUGCCCUUGGUGACAGCUGAGCACCCAGCUCUGUCUUGGUAGGUUUGGGCUAAGGAACAAAUCUCUCCUUUGCUCGUGGUUAGCAAGAUGCACUCAAGCAUGAAGAUAAACACAGCUGCUUUCUUCUUACACCCCGGUCUCAUGCUCCUUAAUGGCGCCAUGGGUGCUUGUUGGGCCUUUUUCCAGUAAGGAAUGAUAUUGCUGAAGAAUCUACUUAACUCUGACAAAUUUUAAUUAUAAUCUCUUCUUAUACAGAUAAAACAUGACUCCUACAAGGCCCCAAGGUCUACAUAGUCUGAAGUGAAGUAGAGAGCUGGCAUCUAUCUGGUGAUUUCUAGCUCUCGAGAUACCCAAGCAGCCUGAUGGGGCAGUUCCCCUUCUUACAGUUCACGCUCUAAGGCAGGAUGUGGCUUGUGAGAUACUUUGCAUUGUCUGUCUGCACACCUUGAAUCUGCCUGCUGGCUCCCUUACUUUACCUCUCUGUCAUGUGCAGAUGAAGGCUCAGGGUGCUAGAGGAUUAGUAAGAUCUCUUUCUAAAGACAGGAGAGAUUAUUUACAAGAAGAACUCACCAGGGUUUAGUUUGCAUUUAAGAAUUGCCAGUCUUUUGUCCUGCAUCAUCUUGAACAUUAAUCCACAUGUUUCAGAGCUCACCAGGCAGUACCAAUGCUCUUUUCACAGCUAUGAAGAGCUAGAGAAAUUCUUGUUAUGGUAGAAAAAUUUCACGAUUCAUUUUUGAAACUGCAUUUGUGCGUAUGCAGUGUAGAUUUUAUAGUGUGUUGUGCUUUCAAGAUCUAAAUCAUAUAUAAUAAAUUAAGGGACAAUGGGGCUGACAGCACUAAACUUGGUGCUUAUUGAUAUUCUAAGAAAUAUCUGUGAAAUAUCAUCACGUAUGUUAUACAACCUUCAUUUAAAAAGGUUUAAAACUAGUUAGAUUCACUUUGACACUUUUCAUAUCAUUUCUUAACCCAAGUGACGAAAACAUUGUCCCCAAUGAAUAUACUCAUUAGAAUUACCAUUUGUUAAUAUCACUCAUUAAUUAACCCCAUAAUUAGAUCCAUUAAUUUAAAUGAUUUAAAUUUAAGUAAGUUUUAUAAGGUCUGACAUCAGAGGUAUCUUACUUUCCUCUGAGGAUGAUGUACUUGCCCUGACCAUGCAUUUUACCAUCACACAUGUCUUCAGAAAGGGCCAAAUUCCCAACCUGCUCAUUUUUUUUUUAUCAGAGUCAUGAUGAAUCAGUCCUAGAAUGUUUCAUUUGCACAAGUAGGGCUGCCUCCAAGAGGAACCUCUGAUUUAUUUUGUAUGAAAUAUGUGUGAAAGGAUAUGAAUCUGAGAUGCUGUAGACAUCUGUCCUACACUUGAGAUGAUUUCCAAGCCUCUCUAGCACUUUGAGUUAAGUCUAUCUGGUAUUAAAUGCCAAGGACCUUUUGCUGCCUAAAUCCACUCUGCAGGAAAUAGGCCCAACCACCAGAUGAGAAUUAGGCCCUGGAUGAGUAGCGCUGUAGUUACUGUCCUGUUAAUUAAUUUCUGCCAUUUCAUGUCCAUAAAAGAGACCACCCAUAUCAUGCACACAAUUAGAUUUCUCACACUCUAACUGUAUAUUUGUAUGAUAUUUUAAAAUCUCCUAAAUGCUGGGCAAUGGCUAUUAACAAUUAAUUGUCUUGCACUGGCCUUCUGAUGAAAUGUUAACAAUGCCUAUUGUAAUAUAGAAAAAAACAUUCUAUCUACUGAUUUGGGCUGAAUGUAUGUAAAUAGGUUUCUAAAAAGUCAGAUGUUUGAGCAGUGGCCUACAAAUCAGUAAUUUUCGGAUGGGAGAGUUUCUUUACAUUGCCGUGGCAUCUUAAAAGCUAUCUUCAUGUAAAUUGACUGUACUAGGCCUACUGGGGAUCAGAGUUCCCAAGAAAGGAAACCUUUUCUUGUAUCUGGAUUCAAAUUUAUUUCCAAUGUUUCAAGCGGGAAACAUGACUCUUUAUUGUCUGUAAAUCUAACAUUAUUACUUUUCCUCUUAGAAGAAUAUUGUAUUGUUAGAUGUUUGUUGAGCUGGUAACAUCGUUGCAACCACUGCAAUAUCUUCGUUAGUAAUCUGUAUAAUACUUUGUAUACAAGUACUGGUAAGAUUGUUAUUAAAUGUAGCUUCAGUCAUUAAAUUACUAUAGCAAAGUAGUACUUCUUCUGUAAUAUUUACAAUGUAUUAAGCCCACAGUAUAUUUUAUUUCAAUGAUGUAAUUAAACUGUUACUUAUUCAAAGAGAAAACAUCUCAUCAUGUCUAUUGUCCAAAGUUACCUGGAAUCAAAUAAAAAUUCUAGAUUACCAUGAAGAACAUAAAA
Pan troglodytes (chimpanzee) is the source of this 5871-nucleotide messenger RNA. It is a transcript of the gene CNR1, whose product is annotated as cannabinoid receptor 1. The record is from RefSeq and is a predicted model, not a curated record. Gene Ontology annotation, cellular component: membrane. Gene Ontology annotation, biological process: G protein-coupled receptor signaling pathway. NCBI's taxonomy places the organism in Eukaryota, Metazoa, Chordata, Mammalia, Primates, Hominidae. Bases 455 to 1873 code for a protein of 472 amino acids. Gene Ontology annotation, molecular function: cannabinoid receptor activity. The transcript has 2 exons.